Messenger RNA from Scylla paramamosain (green mud crab), 3327 nucleotides. RefSeq names its product actin-interacting protein 1-like (gene flr). Gene Ontology annotation, biological process: locomotion; actin filament depolymerization; sarcomere organization. Gene Ontology annotation, cellular component: cortical actin cytoskeleton. NCBI's taxonomy places the organism in Eukaryota, Metazoa, Arthropoda, Malacostraca, Decapoda, Portunidae. Gene Ontology annotation, molecular function: actin filament binding. The record is from RefSeq and is a predicted model, not a curated record.
UUUUAGUAACCAAUCAAUAUGAAAGAUAUUUAAAAAACUGAGAUGUAGCAAAUAGCAACGCAUGGAAAUGAGAUAAGGUUUGGGCAGGCAGGAGUCGAGACACAGCGGUGCCAGAAGUGACGGCUGAGGGGCGUCAUGUCGUAUUCCAACCUUUCCAUCUGGGCAUGUUUGCCCCGAACACAAAGAGGACAGCCUAUUGUGCUGGGCACUGAUCCAAAGGGAAAGAAACUUCUGUAUGUCCAUGCAAACUCUGUCAUCAUUCGUGAUAUAGAGAAUCCUUCCAUUGCUGAGGUAUAUACAGAACACUCCACCCAGGUCAAUGUGGCUCAGUAUGCUCCAUCAGGCUUCUACAUAUGCUCUGGGGAUCAACAUGGCAAAGUGCGAAUUUGGGACACAAUCAACCCAGAGCACAUCCUGAAAGCAGAAUACCAGCCACUGGGAGGACCCAUCCGGGACAUCUGCUGGUCCCCGGACUCCCAGCGGAUAUGUGUUGUUGGUGAAGGCAGAGGAAAAUUUGCCCAUGUGUUUAUGAUGGACACUGGAGCAUCAGUGAAGGGUGAUCUGUCAGGCCACACCAAGGCCAUUAACUCUGUUAGCUGGAAACCAACUCGACCAUUCCGUAUUGCUACAGGCUCUGAAGACAGCAAGGCUGCCUUCUUUGAAGGACCACCAUUUGUCUUCAAGUGCACCAAGGGUGACCACGGGAAGUUUGUGCAGUCUGUGCGAUUUUCUCCCAAUGGUGAAAGAUUUGCUACUGGAGGAUUUGAUGGCAAAAUUUUUGUAUACAAUGGUAGCAGUUCAGACCUAGAUAAAGAGCUUGGCAGUCCUGCACAUAAGGGAGGCAUUUAUGCAGUGUCAUGGAGUCCUGACAGUAAGCGUUUGCUCUCUGCCAGCGGAGACAAAACUUGCAAAGUGUGGGAUGUGGAGUCGGGAGAUUUAGUGGCUGACUUCCCAAUGGGUUCUGAUCUGGAAGAUCAACAGAUGUCUUGUCUAUGGGCCGGAAACUACCUUCUCUCCAUCUCCCUCUCAGGUUUCAUCAAUUACCUGGAUUUGGACAACCCAUCCAAGCCAAAAAAAAUUAUAAAGGGCCACAACAAGCCAAUCACUAGGGUGGGACUCUCUCCAGACAAGAGCACCCUCUAUACUACUGGGGUUGAUGGCACAGUCACAGUGUGGGAUGUUGCCACAGGUGACAAUGAUCGCAUUGCUGGCAAGGGUCAUGGAAACCAUGUCAGUGGCCUUGUGGUGAAAGGAGACACCAUCUUCACAGCUGGCAUUGAUGACAGUGUUAAGUAUAUAGAUCCGGUUGAGAAGACCUACACAGGAAAAUCUAUCUCACUUGGGUCACAACCCAAGAUGAUUGCUGCUGUGGAUGAUGGCAUUAUUGCAGUAACAACUCAGGAGAUUUGUGUGUUGAAAGAUGAUAAGAAGGUUGGAAGCUUCCCCAUCAGCUGGGAUGGGCUGUGUGUAUCAGCUGCUGGUGGAGGGAAUGAUGAGGUGGCAAUAGGAGGAGCUGAUAACCUUGUUCAUAUCUAUGCUCUCAGUGGCAACACACUGACUGAGAAAAAGACGCUGGAACACUUAGGAGCAGUGACAGACGUCGAGUAUUCCCCUGAUGGCCGUUACCUGGUUGCUUGUGAUGCUAACCGUAAGGUGGUGGUUUACUCCCUUCCCACAUAUGAAAAGUUCAAUAAGAUAGAGUGGGGCUUCCACAAUGCACGCAUCAACUGUGUGGCUUGGAGCCCUGACAGCCUCAUGGUGGCUAGUGGCUCCCUGGAUACAAUGAUUAUUAUCUGGAGUAUGACUCAACCCAACAAGCACAUCAUUAUUAAAAAUUCCCAUCCACAGUCUCAAGUGACAGGCCUUCUGUGGUUGAACAAUGAGACACUAAUAUCUGUAGGGCACGAUGGACUGGUGAAGACUUGGAGUGUCACCUUUUAAGAAGUCACCCUAUUUAACCUAUUAAUUUUUUACCAAAUUGGUAUAAAAAAAUGGUUUGAAUAAAUGAAUGAUUGGCAAAUUAUCUUAGGAGUGUUACAAAAUACACUGACAAAUAGCUGUUGCCCAUGAAUAUAUAUGCCAUUGCAUUGGUUAAUUUUUAUCUGUUCAACUACUUUUGAUUAUUCCUCACUGAAAAAUAUCUACAUAUAUAUCUAAGAAGUUAUCAGUGGAGUAAAGUGAUGAUUUUCAGAUUCAAAGAUAAAAAAUCAAUUUGAGCUUUAUUAUGCUUUCAAGAAUUACAGAGUUAUUUAAAUUUCUAGCGCACCUUCAUGCCCAUUACCUCAGUUUUACUGUAUUUAGGAAAAAAAAGGCAAGUGAUGGGAAACCACAUGAAUUAGGCAGUCAUCUCAAAAAACAGCCAGGAAGAAAUAGGAUUCUUGUCACUAAAGCAAGUUACACCUAAAUGCAGUAACAUAUGUUUUAAAUAUUUAAAUGUGCCAGUUCAUUCUGCUUUCUGUAAUUCACUUAAUUGCUUGCAUUUUCCUGAGCUUACAUAUUCAAGUAUAUUGGUCAAAUAUUACUAACCACAAGUACAUGUUGUACAUAGUCAAACAUUUGACAUCCAUGGCAGAUCUGAAGUUAUCAAGGGUGAGAUUUUAAAAUUUAAACAACUACUCCACAUUUGGCAGGGUAAACUGACCUUCAUGUUAAAUCACUUUCAAUCCUGGAAUUAGUAACUGGGUGUGUUAUAAAUGCUUUUUGAACCCUUAAAAAUCAUAAUAAAAUCAUGUCCUGGCAUUCUUAUUUACACAAGUUCAUCGUUAGCCAGAUAUACACUUGCCUCUGUUAUAUCUUUAAAGACUUUGUAAAGAUGUUAAAACUUCAUCAACUAACCCUCAGAGAAAACAAACAUUGCAUAAUGAACUGGUAAAGAAAUAGAUCACAAACUUAGAUGACAGAGUAAACAUUAAAAUUAAGAGGUUAAGUAACUUCCAUCUACUCAAUGCCUACAUCCUUUCAAAUCUUAGAUUAUAUUGACCUGGCUGUUUUCUAAGGAAUGUUCAUUUACUGCCCAAUAGAUUAGUGUUACAUUUCAGUAUAAUAAUAAAAUAAAAAACUAUUUUACAGAAGUGACAGUAAAUAACUUUUUGUGGGUGUUUUUUUUUUGUUCUGAACUUUGAAAACUUUUAUUUCAGUUUCAGUUCAUGGAUUAUGAACAAAGUAACUGAAAUGUUUGUGGUUUUGGGCUAAUUCAUGGGACAGGUAUUUACAAACUGCAUUUACGUACCAUAUACAUUUGAGUGUUGUAUGGCAUUUUAUUAAAAAUGUUAGACAAGGGAUUCUUGAGGUUCUUGUACUUGCAGUAAAUUGCUUCCAUGCUUUUUA